This is a messenger RNA of Danaus plexippus (monarch butterfly), 2167 nucleotides long. RefSeq names its product peptidoglycan-recognition protein SB2-like. The transcript is spliced from 5 exons. Gene Ontology annotation, molecular function: N-acetylmuramoyl-L-alanine amidase activity; zinc ion binding. The coding region runs from base 228 to 965 and encodes 245 amino acids. The record is from RefSeq and is a predicted model, not a curated record. NCBI's taxonomy places the organism in Eukaryota, Metazoa, Arthropoda, Insecta, Lepidoptera, Nymphalidae. Gene Ontology annotation, biological process: peptidoglycan catabolic process.
GUGAAUACCAAAAGUUGCAGCUCGUGAACAAAAAUUAUUUUUCGCUUACGUUAAUACGGUAAUAGGGUAUUUUCUUGAGGAAAUUGUUGGUUACGGAUGUACUAAAAGAUCUUCGCAUAAAAAAAGUCGGAAUUUAAAUAAAUUUAAAAAAAUUGUGAUACAAAGAAUUUCUAAUCCCAUAAAUUCCCUUAUCUGAAAACUAAAGUAAUCGCAGCGAAGACAUCAAGAUGAAUGCUGGUGCCUAUUCUCGUGAUCAUGAAACUCGCCAAACCGUUUUUAACACGGAUGUCGAUGGAAUAAUGGAUGAGAACGAGGCGACUCCUCUCCUUCGUCACUUCCAUCGUGUUAGUGCUCGCGGUGUGAAUUCCAUCACCAUCGCCAUUAUCGCUGGCUUGACUCUGCUGUUCGUAACAGCUUUGGGCAUCGGGAUAUACCUGCUGGUGGUGCAGAACCAUUCCGAAAACGUUCUGCCACCCGUUAACGUGGAGGAGCCGUAUGUGUACGUGUCUCGUUCCGAGUGGGAUGAUGAUGCUAAGCCCUCCUCCGAACAUUUCAAGGCCCAGCAAGUGGUCUUGCUCCAAACCGACACUCGCCAAUGCUGGGAUCUCGAAGGAUGUCUACUGGUGCUCAAAGAUAUGAAGGCCGCAUUGGGACCGAACAGGACUCUGCCCUACAACUUCCUGGUCGCUGACGGAAUAGUUUAUGAGAACAUCGGAUUUCAUACUUCGGCCUUGCCUGAGCUAUCGGCUAUAGUGGUCGCCUUUAUAGGUAAUUUCUACCAUGUGCCACCUACCAUUGAGCAAAUUAACACGGCGAAGAAUCUCCUGAGGGCCGCAGUGAAGGAUAAGAAUUUAGAGGAGUCCUAUACUAUCAUAGGGAAGGCAACCGAUGUGCUACCGAAAUUUUUGUUCCGUAGCUUCGAAAAUUUGCCCCAAUGGAAUCGUAAAUUAUCUGAUGAUUUUUAAAUUCAUCAUCUCUGUUUAGUAUUUAAGAUGUUUAUGUGUCUAUUAUAGUCAACGAUUGUUCGACUCGUUAGUGUAAUAGGGUUGCCAACUGUAUUGGUGGCGUAACUUCAUGUCUUCACUCCUAUCUCUCUCUGGUAAGAUAACAAAUGGUGUCUAAAGCUGGUUGAAUUCCAAAGCAUUCCUUUUAGUGUAAUGUUAUUUAAUUAGUCCUACGGCUAUAUUUUAGCCACUGGUUGUCUGUCACAAGGUAAUGCUCAAGUUUAACUGAUAUAACUAGGUGCUGCUUGGUAUUCCUUUGGGCUGAUUAUAUUGUAGGUAUAUUUAUUUUAUGAGUAGUUUGUAAGUAUGUUAAUUUUUGUGAUAUUAUUACUAUUUCGAUUAAUUAGAAUAUUUUAAUAAGUUUACUGACUGAUAUUUGUCCAUAUGUAUUUAAUAUAUAUGAUAUAUUAUCUACUUAGUAAAUUUUCCUUAUACGUACUAACAUUGAACUGAUUAUUAUGUAAAACUUUGAUAAUGUUUUAGAAAAAAAAAAAUGUUUAAAUUUCGAAUUGUUAUUAGAUUGUAUGAAUAGUUUAAAUCUAAGUCCUCGACAAUAUCAUUAAAUGUAACCUUAACGUCUAUGAACAAGGAAGCUUAACAGGUAAGAAUUAUUUUAUAAAUAUCGCAUAAUCCUUAUUUCUUAAUGGUUUCUAUAGGAAUUACCAAAGAUAACGAACAUUUUUGGCUAUAGGGUAACAGAUAUUUAGUGCAGGGUUUUUUGACAAAGUCACAGGUGAAAGCUAGUUUAUAUAAUGCACGAGAACGUUAUUUAAAUUACCAAAAAUACAAAACAAAAAAGAAAAAAAGUAAUAAAUACAUAUAUAAAUAUAUAAAAUAUUAAAGAAAAUUUCAUCAAUCAGCAAUGGUAAAGUUCAAUAUGUACGGAAUCUCUAAAAUCCCAAUAAUUUCGAACUUAAAAUCUUAUAGACCUAUCUACUUAUUAAUUGUAUUUAUAUAACAUAUCUGUCUGAUAUAUAUACAUAUCGUGCUAAUAUCUUAAUAUAUUUAAAAAUAUAUAUUAUAAUUUAAUGUUUUAUAAUGCGAUGGAAUUAGAAUGAAAACACACGAUGCAUGUUUCCUACGAUCACGAAUAACUGUGUAUCUAUUAUAUCUAAUGUUGUCCAUUUUUUUGAUUUUAUUUCAUUAAACGCUAUCUAAGAAUA